AUGGCUUCCGAGGUCCCACCCUUGCGCAUCCAGAAGGGCGGCGGCAAUGGGCCCAGCUCCUCGCCGUCCAAGCUGCCACGAAUAACUAAUCGUCCUCUCUCCGAGUUGAGUCCUAUGGCAAUUCGCAGGAACUCUCCAAGUUUCCCACAAUCAAAAAACUCGCCGGUCACUUCGUCGCCUUUCUCCACGAAUUCACCACGUCUAUUUUGGCAGGGCCGCGAUCCCAGUUCUCCUGCCAGAGAACACACCGAGACUCCUCCCGCCUCCUCCCCACCGAAGCGUUCGUCCAUUGAGAACCUGAAGAAGGCUUCAAGAGUGAAAAACAGUAGCAUGUUUGCCCUCGAACAGAGCACUCACUACGAUCCUUCGCGUCCGGCGAUUCUUGACGGCCGGCCUCAGAGCAUGCAGUUUCCACGACAGUCAUCUCCAAUCCGAGGUUCAGAUGCCGGGCGAAAAGAAAAUUUUGCACCGCUGGACAAGACCUCGCCGGGUCAAGCACAAGCGAGCCAGCAGGAGGAUGAGUCCAAAGCCACAGCCAAUUCUGUUACACCCCUCUCGCCAAGUCGACUGAAUAGCUCCCCGGCCAAGUCAUCACUAUCAAAGAAGACGGGUUCAGCCUUCAGAAGCAGUGGUUUUAAUCCCGAGACUGGCAUUUGGGAAGACGAUGAAGAUUUCCAAGACAGACAACUGCCCGCGGGUCGUGGGUUGCACCGUCAUCAGAAAAGCGUUACGUUUGACCAAGCGCCUCCACAAAUCAACGAAUACGAGAUGACCACACCUGCCCCUUCUUCGAUUGCUUCGGGAUCGCGUGAGGGUAGCUACGAAUCCACAGAUGACGAUGAAGAUGAGGACGAGGAAGCGAGCUUUGAGAGAGGUUCUUCAAUCGACCAUGACGACAGCUUUGACGCGUCCCUCGAGGACACCGAAAAGACACCGGUUGUGUUGCCCGAGGACUGGCGCUUCAUGAGCCCCGAGAGUGCCAACACUGACCUGUCUCGUCAUGAAGAAGACGUCUUCGAAGAGGACUGCGGCAGUCCCGCCCCAACUGCACAGCCAAGCAUUCCGUCUUUCCGCCCUCAUCAGACAAGUGCAAGCUCUGUCGACUCCAACGGACAGUCUCGCCCUCUUCCACCACUUCCGCCUGUGGCUGGAUCACAAGGGCAUUCGAGGUCCGACAGUCUAACAGGAGCCCUUGAACGUAUGAGCGUUGCGUCACGAUCUCUCCCAAGCCCUCCAUUAGCUACCACGAUCUCGAAAGCAGACAUUCAAAAGAUCGGGACUGGGACCUCCCUUUCCGCGGAGGACAGAUUGAGGCUAAUGGCACUCCAAGAACAGGAGAGAGAACGUCGGAUGAGGCGAAUGGGUUCUAAGGACGCUAUCCCACUUCGCAGCAGCAGUAAUGAAGAGUCGCUCGUCGAGAGUUGUGAUUCACGACCAAAUCAGUCCGAGUCCGGAAAUUCGACCCCACGGCUUUCGAGGGCGUCGAUCCUUGAAGGCCUGCGUGGUCAGGUCGCCGCUGCCAGUCGAGAGAGCAGUGAGGAAAUUCCAGACGCUUCUCAAUCGCGGGACCUCUCCUCUCUCGAUCCUGACGUUCCGAUACCCUCGUUGGAAGAUCCCACACAACCGCGUAUUAAAGUGGAGGAGGACGAAGAGCCUGACUUGUACUCUAUCCCAGACAUGUACAUGGGACGUACAGCUUCAGGUUCAGACGUUAGUACGAACCACGAUGACGACCUCACCAGCCAGUAUUCGCAACCUUCGAUGGCGUCUUUUCCUGCUCAGAUGACGGAAGAAGGAGAAGACACCCCUAAAGCACAGAGUCCAGCUCGGGAGUUGAACACCAAGCCCGUGACGUCUGAGCGUAUGUCUUUGCCAGAUUUCACCGACUUUGGCAAGACGAGCAGCUUCGAUAUUGGACUUGCCCCGUAUUUGAGCAACAAGGAGGAGAUUGUGAAACCAGCCAACGUUGUUACGCCACCCUCUCAACUACCUGACCUCGCUGCUCUCCGUCAGUCAAUUCAGCGGCCAUACACUCCGGAAGUCCAGCUCAACGCAUUCCAAAGUCGCUCAACAUUUAGCCCAGAGCAGGCUGUGCCAGCAACACCUGAGUCUGUGGUCAGACACUCUGCUCCACGUACAACCUCUCCUGGCAACGUCGACAAUGAAUCAGAAGAGGAUGAGCGCGCUGCGCAAGCAGAAAGUGACCGUUCAAUUAGCCCCUCCGAAAGUGGUUCUGUCUUGGUUCAUGACAAGGAACUUUCGCCCGUCUCUCCUAUCUCGGCCAACUUUGACGAGAACGCAGAGGUAGCAAAAGGAGAUUCCACUAAUGCAGAAGUAGUUGAUGAGAACCGACCGGAGACUGACAUCGAUGGAGAGAAGAAGCGGGUUAGCAGCCUAGUACCCCUUGACAUUCCGACUGCUGGAUUGGACGAAGGCCUCGGAUUGGGUCUCGAGAAGGAGUUCGACCGUGUUGUGGAAACCCAGAAGGUAGAGUUUGAACUCUCAUUGCAACGUCUUUAUUACCCUUUCCACGGACGAUUCCCCUCCAGUGAGCUGCCCGAAGCGAAGGAGUGGAAAGGAGGCAAUCCCAUGGAAAACAUCCCAGUUCUCCCCAAACCUCGUGGAGCGCGUCCGCUACGAGGAGCACAUCUUGCUAUUUCUCCAGACAGAUAUAUUGAUGAAGAGUCAUUUGCUAAUCGAGCUGGCCGCCGACAGAGAGGAUACCUGAUGAGACAGAACACCAAAAUCGUCGUCGCAAGUGAACGUAUAUCUCAGGAUGAAUGCAGAUCUCCUGGCCUUCCGACGGCAACUGAAGAUGGUCUGCUGGGUGUCCCCGCAGAGGCUAACCACGUCCAUGCGUCACCGCGCAAGACGAGUCAACCAACUUGGACUGCUGAGCCAUGGAAUGGUAAGAUCCGACGGAAAAGCAUUCGAGUUGGCGGGGAAAAGGCCGUCAGCAAGAGGAAGCCAGUCGAGGGCCCUGUGCCGCCUUUGCCGGGACACGCGAGCAAUGCCCAAGAGGGUCUUGACGCUGUUGCAGAAGACGAGAUCGGAGAAGAGGAGGAGUGGGAGGAUGGAGCUGAACGUGGCCGACUUUUUGUCAAGGUGGUCGGUGUCAAGGACCUCCAGAUGCCAUUUCCUCAACACGAACGCACUUUCUUCGCUCUCACGCUGGACAAUGGCAUGCACUGCGUCACGACUGCCUGGCUGGACCUUGCUCGAAGCGCACCUAUCGGUCAGGAAUUUGAGCUAAUCGUUCUCAAUGAGCUUGAAUUUCAACUCACUCUGCAGAUGAAAUUGGAGGAACCUAAAGUCGAACGGCCGCAGUCUCCUUCUAAGCCGCCCGCGUCGCCUAAGAAGCAAGGAGCUUUCGGGAGGUUGUUUGGAUCCCCCAAAAAGAAGAAAGAGUCAGAUGUCAGAGCUCAGCAAGAAGCCCAGGCAGCCAGAAGACCAGUAACGCCUCCUUCAGCGUACGAGCUGGUUCAAGGUCUUGUUGCAAAGGACGGUUCAUUUGCUCGAGCUUACAUUUCGCUCAGCGAGCACGAAAAGCAAGCAUAUGGAAGGCCAUACACUGUAGACAUCACCUGCUUCAACGAGUGGGCAAUGGAAGAGGUCCACGUGGGCAGUUCGAGAAGCAAGAAGAGCGUGACGCAGCUCCAGCGCCGUCCGCCUUAUGAGAUUGGCAAGUUGGAACUGCAGUUGUUGUAUGUGCCGAAACCGAGAGGAGCCAAGGAUGAUGAUAUGCCAAAGAGCAUGAAUGGUGCAGUUCGGGCACUGCGGGAGGCUGAAGAACGACUGGCACAACAAGCAAAUAUCAAAGAAUUUGAGGGCUACCUGAGCCAGCAAGGAGGCGAUUGUCCGUACUGGCGACGACGGUUUUUCAAGCUUGCCGGAACCAAACUGACGGCAUUUCAUGAGACGACACUCCAACCCCGAGCAACGAUCAACCUUGCGAAAGCUACGCGUCUCAUUGACGACAAGACUGCGUUGACGCAGAGGGAGACGUCGACCAAGGGUGGCGGCCGCCGCAAGAGUGGGUUCGCGGAGGAGGAAGAGGGCUACAUGUUUGUUGAAGAGGGUUUCCGAAUCCGCUUUGCCAACGGAGAAGUUAUCGACUUUUAUGCCGACUCGACCGCGGAGAAAGAGGAAUGGAUGCAAGCACUCUCGCAGGUGGUGGGCAAAGGCGUGCAGAGUGGCUCGGCCCCGAUCAAAGGCUGGACAGAAAUGGUCCUCAGGCGGGAGAAGAAGAUGAAGGCUUCAGGCCCAGCACAACGUCCCAAAGUCGGUCAUCAACGAACGGAGACUUACCAUGCCGGUGGUGGGAUGAGUCAGGCAAACAGUCCAGUAAAGGCAGCGGUCAGUCGGGAGGAGAGACAUCGAAAGACGAAGAGUAUGUACGCGUGA
Messenger RNA from Fonsecaea multimorphosa CBS 102226, 4404 nucleotides. RefSeq lists its product as uncharacterized. The coding region runs from base 1 to 4404 and encodes 1467 amino acids. Gene Ontology annotation, molecular function: GTP binding. The record is from RefSeq and is a predicted model, not a curated record. The transcript is spliced from 5 exons. NCBI's taxonomy places the organism in Eukaryota, Fungi, Ascomycota, Eurotiomycetes, Chaetothyriales, Herpotrichiellaceae.